Molecule: messenger RNA, 2286 nt
Organism: Ectocarpus sp. CCAP 1310/34
Lineage: Eukaryota; Phaeophyceae; Ectocarpales; Ectocarpaceae
Source: the annotation of a GenBank genome assembly
GCAGUACAUAGGGGUGUGAAGAGAGCUGGACUCCCACUCGUGCAGGAAAGAGGGCCAGCUUCGUGAAAGUCAGUAGUGGACAUACCAGCAGCAACGGAGAACUUGAGCGGAAAGAGAAAGAGAAAAUCCGUAGACAAGCAAGCAAGGCCGAAAACAAGCUUGUGGUACAGCAGAGUCGCCGUCUUCGCCAUGUUGCCCAACUUCAGCAGCCCCGAGGAGGCCGUGGUGUGGAUAGAGAGCCUCUGCCGCGCCUUCCCAACGAACCCCAAGGAGGCCGAGGUGGCCCUCACCGAGCUGCACAGGUCGGACCACGCCGUGGAGGUGUCCAAGAUCAUACUGGAGCGAUCUCAGAUGCCCAUGGCGCAGUUCCACGCGCUGCUGGCCCUGCAGGAGGCGGUGCUGGCCCGGUGGGACUCGGUGCCCCCGGCGAACCGACGGGCGCUGAAGGGCUACCUGUGGGAGUUCCUCUGUCGCGAGUGGGCCAGGCUGGAUCGGUCCGUGGUCUCGCAAGCGCUGCGCACGUUUUGCGUUUUCUGGAGGCGUGGCUGGGCCGCCGAGACGAGGAAAGCGAAGCUGUCGCUGUUUGCGCUGCUUCAGCAGGGGGCCUCCGAGGGAGGCGCCGCGGCUCUGCGAAGCGCCAAGGCCCUCUUCUCCCUGGUGUCCGAGUUCAGCUCCACGCGGGCCACCGCCCUCGGGCUCCCUUUGGAGUUCUUCCGCGCCACACACGCAGCUUUCAACAAGUUCGGGUUAGAUCAGAGCCUGGCGCUCUCGAUGGAGCUGCUGGGGGAGACGGUAAAGGUCGUCGCCACGCCGGAAGCCCUGUCGGAUACGUCGGUACUGGAGCUCGUUACGACGGUCGUCAACGUGUGCGCGGAGGUGCUGUCGUGGGAGUUCAAGUACGUGGAGGCGUGGCAGAUACCGCCGGCGCAGCAGCUCAUCCGGCCGGGGCCUCGGUGGCGGACGUACCUGGUCCGGCCGGACUUUCUCGGAGCCGUGUUCAACGUCUACCAUCGGGUCCGUCUUCGGGGUACCGCCGGCCCCGGUGGCACCCUGCCCCACGCCCUGCGGCAGCUGCUGCUGCAGCUGUCGUCGGUGCACGGGGACAUCUUCGAGAACGACGACCAGCGUAAGGCCUACGCGUCCUUCCUCGUGGAGGGAGCCGCCGCCGUUCUCGCAGCACCCUUCUCGUCCGCGGGCGUUCGUCAAGAGGGGGCUCAUCAAGGGGCGGCGGAAGCUGCGGCGGAGGAGGCACAAGCGGACGAGUACAUCGGCAUCGCCAGCAUGGCGGUGCGGCUCGUGUCUAACUUCAAGCUCUCUACUCUUGGCCAGCUAGACUCCUUCGCAGCGUUCGCGCAGCACCUGGCCGCUCUGAGCUCGAGGAUGCUGCACGAGUCGAAGGCCCUCGCCGGACGAGAUGAUGAUGAGGACGUCGGGUGGAGGAGAGAGACAUUCGCCCUCCUGCUGGAGUCGUGGGUGGCGAUGGCUGAGGACUUCGAGGUUACCAGCGGGGAGAACCAGGGCAUGAGGAAGGGUAUGCAGGAUGCAACGUUCCCGCUGUACGAGCAGUACCUCGAGCACGAGCUGACGGUCAGUCGUGUCGAGGCGGAGGCAAGCGUGGGGCACGAAGAGGACGAUGAGGAGGAGGAGAUCGGGGCCGCGGACAAGGACGAGCAGAUGUGCUCCGCCGCCUGCCUGGGCCGGCUGAGCCUGGCCCGAUCCCUCGCCGCCGUCGAUGUCCAGGUAAGGGGAGUAUCGGAAGUCCUGUCGAGGCUUCUCGAAACGGGUUCGGUGAACGGACAGCCCGGACUGCUCCCCGGCGGUCAGGAGCUGUCGCCGGCGGCUACGGGCGUGAUGGAGCAAGCGAGGACGGCGGUGGUUCUCGCUGCCCACCUCGUCGCCGAUAAGGACGAUAGCAUGGUGCCCGAGAGGCUGCACACCGUUCUUUUGGUGGACGAUAACGCGGCUGAACUACUUGUGAGUCUGGUGCACAGCCUCCUUUACCUACUCGACCUGCACGUCACUCUUCUCGAGAGAGGGGCGCAGCAGCAGGUUGCGGGUGGAGGGGGGGGGUGCUCUUCGUGGAGCCCUCUGCUGAGCCCCUACCUCGGGGGCGCCUUGCUUUGGUGCCUCACGCGUUGGGCUAGCGGGUACCUGUUCGCGGACUUGAGCCUGUAUGAGGAGACGGAGCACGCCGGGUUCUCACCGGACCAGGCUCUCACAUCACCAAGCGCGAAGCGCCGUGAGAUAUUCGGCGAGUCGCAUGAAGGGUGCGCUGCAUCCUGCUAA